Messenger RNA from Dioscorea cayenensis subsp. rotundata (Guinea yam), 1745 nucleotides. Its product is annotated as cytochrome P450 81Q32-like. The coding region runs from base 209 to 1735 and encodes 508 amino acids. NCBI's taxonomy places the organism in Eukaryota, Viridiplantae, Streptophyta, Magnoliopsida, Dioscoreales, Dioscoreaceae. The record is from RefSeq and is a predicted model, not a curated record. Gene Ontology annotation, molecular function: monooxygenase activity; oxidoreductase activity, acting on paired donors, with incorporation or reduction of molecular oxygen; iron ion binding. The transcript has 2 exons.
UAAUGGUGUUGAUGGUACCUUCUUUUUCGCUACAUAGUACAUACACACACAUGUAUAUAUUUCUUAUUAUCAUAUUGUUAGUCAAUGGCCAAACAACAUGGCCAACCAACCAUGACUACAAAUAAUAAGUACACACCAAACCUAACUUUAUAAACAAUGGAAGCUAGAGAGCAGCAGAAUGCAAGCUAACCAUUAAUCCAAAAGAGACAUGGAGCUGAGUUUCUACCACAUGUUCAUCAUCUCCAUAGCUCUCAUCCUCUUAACCAAACGGUAUCUCCAAAUCCACUUUUCCAAACCUCUGGCUCUCCCCAUCCUCGGCCACCUCCACCUCCUCCAAUCCCCUGUCCACCAAUGCCUCACCAAACUCACCCAAAAGCAUGGCCACAUCCUUCACCUCCGCUUUGGUUCCCGCCCAGUCCUCCUCAUCUCCUCCCCCUCCGCCGCCAAAGAAUGCUUCACCAACAAUGACAUCAUCUUCGCCAACCGCCCUCUCAUGCUCGUCAGCAAGCACUUCGGCUACAACAACACCUCCGUUGGCGCCGUCCCUUACGGCCAACACUGGAGAGAACUCCGACGUUUCAUGGCUAUUCACGCUCUAUCUCCUUCUCGUCUCCCAUCCUUCUCUUCCGAAGUUCAUUCUCUUGUCCUCAAACUAUACUCCGGCGCUGGCGAGGGUUACAAAUACUUUAAGAAAGCGGAAGUGAGGGAUAUGAUGUUUGAGUUGAUGAUGAACGUGAUCUUGGGAUUGAUAGCUGGAAAGAAUUAUUAUGGAGAGGGAUGUGGAGAUCCAGAGGAGGGGAAGAGGUUUAGAAAGGUGGUUGAAGAGGUGUUCUUGUUGAGUGGUGCUUCAACGUUGGAGGACUUCAUCCCUGUUGUGAGGUUGUUGAGAAUUGGUGGAGCUGAGAAGAGGAUGGAAAGAGUGGGGAAGGAGUUGGAUGAGUUUUAUCAAGAGAUUAUAGAGGAUAGGAGAAGAGUGGGAAAGUGGAAGGAGUAUGUUGAUGGUCAUGAUCAAGAGAAGAAGGGUAAUAUUAUUGAUGUCAUGCUUGCCAUGCAAGAGAAAGAUACGAACAAUUACUCUGAUGUUUCCAUCAAGGGGAUGAUGACGUCAUUGCUAGUGGCUGGGACUGAGACAACAGCAGGGACAAUGGAGUGGGUAAUGGCCCUUCUUCUCAACAAUCCAAAUGCACUAAAGAAAGCCAAAGCUGAGAUCAAAGAACAAGUAGGACACAGUCACUUGAUCAAGGACUCAGAUAUCUCUAAGCUUCACUACCUUGACAAUGUUAUCAAAGAAACCCUAAGACUUUUCCCUGCAGGGCCUUUACUUGUUGCACAUGAAUCAUCACAGGAUUGUACCGUGUUGGGUUCACACAUUCCCAAAGGAACCAUGCUCUUAGUCAAUGCUUAUGCCAUUCAAAGGGACAAUCAACUUUGGGACAAUCCAUUAGAGUUCAAGCCUGAAAGGUUUGACAGUGCUGAUCAUGUACUUCAUGGAGAUGAAGGCUAUAAGUACAUACCGUUUGGGACUGGGAGAAGAAGGUGUCCUGGAGAAAACUUGGCUUGGAAGGUCAUGGGAUUGACUCUUGGUGCUUUGAUUCAGUGCUUUGAAUGGGAGAGAGUGGGACAAGAAUUGGUGGAUUUAAGUGAAGGCAUGGGGCUUAGUAUGCCCAUGGCUAAACCCUUGCAAGCGAUGUAUAAGCCUUGCAUGGACAUGCAUGCUGUAUUUUCUCAAUUAUAAAAUAUUUCAA